AUGAUUAUUGAAAUACAUUCUGAUGAUAAUAAUUCAAACCUUAAAGAGAAAUUUGAUAAAGCUUCAGUAAUCGAUUUAGUAUCAGAUACUGAAAGUUUGAACGAUAAUAAUUCCAAAAAUGAAAUUGAGAAUAAUAUUUAUAAUGAAAUUAGAGAUAUAGAAGAUGCUAAUUAUAAUGAAAUUGGAAAUGUUAAUUAUAAUGAACUUGAAGGUCCUAAUUAUAACAAUAUCGAAGAUAUUGAUUAUAAUGAUAUUGAAGAUAUUGACUAUAAUGAUAUUAAAGAUACCGAUUAUAAUAAUAUUGAAGAUGCCAAUUAUAGUGAUAUUGAAGAUACCAGUGAUAAUGAAAUUAAUAAAAUUUAUUCAAUAACAGAAAAUUUAAGAGUAAAAGAAAUCCGGCAUACAAUUUUUCCUAUGGAAUAUCUACCUACAUCUCCUGAAGGUAUUGCUAUUUGUUAUAAUAUAGAAAAUUGGGAAUCAUAUGAGGCUGUAUUUGAAAAUAUGCAAUAUAUGACCGGAAAACCAAUAGGUGGUGGAGAAAAGCCAAUUUGGACUGAAUCAUCUACUAAAUCAAGACAAACAAAAAAAAUUAAAAAAAUUGAAAAUUCUCAAGAUUUAACAGAUGCAUUGGCCAAAUUUGAUUUAGAAAAAGAAAAAAAA
Molecule: messenger RNA, 660 nt
Organism: Dentiscutata erythropus
Lineage: Eukaryota; Fungi; Glomeromycota; Glomeromycetes; Diversisporales; Gigasporaceae
Source: the annotation of a GenBank genome assembly